This is a messenger RNA of Cylas formicarius (sweet potato weevil), 997 nucleotides long. RefSeq names its product bifunctional arginine demethylase and lysyl-hydroxylase JMJD6-B. The record is from RefSeq and is a predicted model, not a curated record. The coding region runs from base 30 to 956 and encodes 308 amino acids. NCBI's taxonomy places the organism in Eukaryota, Metazoa, Arthropoda, Insecta, Coleoptera, Brentidae. The transcript is spliced from 4 exons.
GGUUGGGAAAAUCUCUCUUUCAUUCGACAAUGGGCAAGCCAGAAGAGAAGAUGAAGGCGAUUUUACGCAGACUGGAAAACUCUGACGUUCCAGAUGUGUUUUACAAAAAUUUUGAAGUCGUAGAAAAAUUAAAAUUUCCUGGCUUGCAACUGGUUUCCAGAUUUUUUUGGGUAUUGCUCGCGUGCGUUAUUGCGUGUUCGGUUCUUAGUAAAUUGUUUAUUAGUGGUGGUCGAUCGUGCAUCAUAGAUAUGCCUGAAGAUGGUUCGAAAAUUUUCCGCGAGCCCGAGUUUUGUGAAAUAUGCGAAAAUGUGACGCAAGUCGACAAAAUCUCUAACGUAUCCGCCGAAGAUUUUAACAAAAACUACGUAAAAACGGCAAAACCAGUCGUCGUAACGGACGGAGCUCUAAAGUGGCCAGCAUUAAAGACGUUCAACUUUGAGUUUUUUAAGAAAUUAUUUAAAUCCGUUGACAUCAACAGAGGCGAGAGAAAAAACUGCCAGUUCUUCCCUUAUAAAACGGAAUUUAAGUCUCUGCGGGAAGUUUUUGAUAUGACACCGGAAAGAGCUCAGCUAAAACCAGGAGAAAAAUCCUGGUACGUAGGCUGGAGUAACUGCAAUGAUAAUGCGGGCAAUAUUUUGAAGGGCCACUACGAAAAGCCGUACUUUUUGUCAAAUAUUUCGGAAAAUAUUGCUCUAAGUUGGAUUUUUAUGGGCGGGCCUGGACGCGGGGCACACAUGCAUGUUGAUAACGUCCACUAUCCUUCUUGGCAAGCUCAGCUUAGUGGGAAAAAAAUGUGGAAACUAGCUCCACCUCCGGAAUGUUACUAUAGAUGUAAAGAACUUGAAGUACUUGUUGAACCGGGUGAAAUAAUUGUGUUGGACACAAACCGAUGGUAUCAUGAAACGUCAGUUCUAUUAGGUGAUGUAAGCAUUACCAUCGGUGCUGAAUUCGACUAAAUACUUUAAAUCGUUGGUAUUUGAAAUAAAACAGAUUCAGA